Megalops cyprinoides (Indo-Pacific tarpon) is the source of this 765-nucleotide messenger RNA. It is a transcript of the gene prxl2b, whose product is annotated as peroxiredoxin like 2B. The transcript has 7 exons. The coding region runs from base 74 to 679 and encodes 201 amino acids. Lineage: Eukaryota; Metazoa; Chordata; Actinopteri; Elopiformes; Megalopidae. The record is from RefSeq and is a predicted model, not a curated record.
ACAAAAACUUGUGAGGGUUUAUUGUUUUUCCCAAUUAUUUUUAAAAUUCACAAAUCUAAAACAUUACUACAGAAUGACCGCUGUGGAUCUGGCUAAAGUGGGGCUUAACUUGUUGAGAAAUGCUACAUCUGGAGAGAGCGUGGAGCUGAGGUCUCUCUGGCAGGAUCGGGCGGUGGUGCUCUUCUUUCUGCGCAGGUUCGGCUGCCAGGUGUGCCGUUGGACCGCGGCGGAACUCAGCAAGCUGAAAGACGACCUGAGUGAGAGCGGCGUGGGGCUGGUCGGGAUCGGUCCGGAGGAGACGGGGCUGAAGGAGUUCCUCGACGGGGGAUUCUUUAAGGGAGAGCUUUAUAUUGAUGAGAAGAAGCAGAGCUACAAGGACCUGGGCUUCAAAAGAUACACUGUCCUGAGCGUGGUUCCUGCUGCCCUGGGGAAGAAGGUUCGAGACAUAGUCACCAAGGCAAACGCACAGGGGAUUCAGGGGAACUUCAGUGGAGAUCUCCUGCAGAGUGGUGGGAUGCUCAUCGUAGCCAAAGGUGGGGAGACGGUCCUGCUGCACUUUGUCCAGGACUCCCCUGGGGACUUCGUGCCCCUGGAGGACAUCGUUAAGGCCCUGGGCAUCACCUCCAAGGCACAGUCAGGAGAGAGACCACAGUGCGAUUCUGAAGUGUGCACGAGAUGAAGGCUGAGGGUGUAAUUCGGCGUCCUGCCACAGGGGGCGCUGCAGCCUGGGGAGCUUGGACACUCUUCCUGGCUAAGAAGCAUCAC